This is a messenger RNA of Saitoella complicata NRRL Y-17804, 1424 nucleotides long. RefSeq lists its product as uncharacterized. The transcript is spliced from 4 exons. Gene Ontology annotation, molecular function: ubiquitin binding; phosphatidylinositol binding. The record is from RefSeq and is a predicted model, not a curated record. The coding region runs from base 1 to 1203 and encodes 400 amino acids. Gene Ontology annotation, cellular component: actin cortical patch. Lineage: Eukaryota; Fungi; Ascomycota; Saitoellomycetes; Saitoellales; Saitoellaceae. Gene Ontology annotation, biological process: actin cortical patch localization; actin filament organization; endocytosis.
AUGGGUCUGUUCGCCGACGACCACCCUUAUUCUGCCAUUACGCAAUGGAUUGAGCGAUUGACUGCCGAGACGUACGAGGAAGAUGACUUGAGCGGCUUGCCGGACUUGAUCGAGGUGAUCCGGCUUCAGGAUACGGGACCUCGUGAAGCUGCGCGUGCGAUCAGGAAGAAGCUGAAGUAUGGUAACUUACACCGUCAGUUGCGAGCUUUGACUAUUCUCAAUGCUCUGAUCGAAAACGCCGGAAAGCGCUUCCAACAUUCCUUCGCCGACGAACCCCUCCUCGAACGCCUCCGCAUCAUGGCAUCAGACUCCUACACCGAUCGCGACGUGAAGAAGAAGUUGACGCUCUAUUUCUUGAGCUGGCACAAGGAGUACGAGAAUGAGCCGAGGAUGAGGGGGAUUGCGAAUUUGUAUAAGGAUUUGCCGAAGAAGCCAAGAGCGCAGCCGGUGGUUAGGCCGCCGAGUCCGCAUGAUGAGGAUCAGGAGGGAGAUGAGCAGCAUCGUCCGGGGCCUUCGAGUCCGCCGCCGAGGCCGGUGAGGACGAGCGCACCGAGUAGUCCGAGGAUGGAUACGUACCAGGGUUCUGCGAGUGUCAGUAUCUUCGGGCACAAGAAAGACAAAAACAAGGAUAAGCCAUUCAAUUUGGAGAAGGAGCGUCCGAUGAUCUUACAGACCAUUGCGGCGAGUGGGCAGGCGAGUACGAAUUUGUCGAAUGCGUUGAAGCAUGUCAAUCGCGAAGUCGAGAGCGUGGUCGAUAACCCAAAAAUUACGCAAUACCACAACCAAUGCCGCCAACUCCGCAAACGCAUCCUCCUCUACAUCUCUUCCAUCGAAUCCGAAGAAUGGCUCGGCACCCUCAUCCACGCAAACGAAGAACUCGUCUCCGCCCUCCAACUCUACGAACGGAUGAAGAAACCCGUUCACGAAGACAGUGACUCCGAGGAUGAAGAGACCUACAUGCGUGAACGGAUGCGGAAAUUGUCCUUACCAGCGGACGGUGAGAUGCCGCCCCCGAAACCUGCUAGACCUGGUUCAACGCCGGCAAGUCCGCAGUAUAGGAAACCUCCGCCGCCGCCGCCGAUGGCGGCGAAGAAACCGGUUAUGGCGAUUGAGAUGCCGGAGAGGAAGGUUGAGAAGGCGGAUCCGAAUGAUCCAUUUGCGACGCCGAUUGAUGAUGAUGGAGUUAAGUGGGCGGAGGUGUAGGGUGUUUUGCGGUGAGGGUGACGGUAAUGGUGAUGGAGGGUGUAUGGGAUUUUGAGGGAUGUGGGACUGGUAUUUGGGCAUGAUUAGCGAUAUUUAGUAUGUAAUGUAUGUAUCCAACGUAAGCAUAAGCAAGUAAUACCGUGUACCUCCCAUUAUUUCCUCGUGUCCGUACCCGUGGGAGUUUCGCCGGUGGUAUGCCGUUGGAAUCAAUUGUUUUGAGC